Molecule: messenger RNA, 938 nt
Organism: Elaeis guineensis (African oil palm)
Lineage: Eukaryota; Viridiplantae; Streptophyta; Magnoliopsida; Arecales; Arecaceae
Product: glutaredoxin-C1
Source: RefSeq, a predicted model, not a curated record
AGUGUUCCUAAGCUCUAGUAGCUUUCUUUCUAGUUCUGUCCAUUAUUCUCAACUCUCCAUCGAAAUCUUCUAAGGUAAACCAUCAUCCAUUUCGAGUCGAAGGCUUUGUGACAGAGGUAUUGAAGAGAGUAUAGGUUUGAUUGGCAGCUUCAGCCUUCAUUCCUUGCAUCUUUCCUUCUUCUUCAUAAAACAGCUCAACUUUGUACUUCUUUUUAUCACCACUAGCUUUGUUUGCUUUGCAUUCUCUUUUUCUUGCUUAAUUUCUUCCAAAGGCAUCUACAUUUUGCGAUUUCGUUAAUCCUUUUCGGGGAUGGAUCGAGUCAACAAAUUAGCCUCCCAAAAGGCAGUGGUGAUCUUUAGUAAGAACUCAUGCUGCAUGUGUCACACCAUCAAGACACUCUUCUCUGAGCUUGGGGUUGGUGCAAACAUUCAUGAGCUAGACGAGGACCCCAAAGGGAGCGACAUGGAGAAAGCAUUAGCUAAGAUGGUGGGCCGCAAUCCUCCUGUGCCUGCAGUGUUCAUCGGUGGCAAUUGGGUCGGACCGACCGACAAGAUCAUGGCCCUUCAUCUCAGUGGUAAACUGGUUCAACUGCUCCGAGAAGCAGGUGCUAUCUGGCUCUAGUAUCAUGUGAAAGAUGCAAAUGGCUCCAACAUCAUAUUAUCGAUGUUUACCAGAGUUCUUGGCUUUUUCUUUCAAAUGAAGCAGGGAAUAUAAACUAUAGAGUCUUGAUAGUUAAUUUGGGUAUAUAUGGUUGAGAUACAAACCUACAAGGUGGUGUUUCUAGUCUUUUAUCAUGUAACUAAGAUAAGGAGCCAUGUUUUCUUCUCCACCUGGUGGCUUGAGUCAUGUCUGCAGUCUUUUGCUUGUUGUGCACUGUGCAUUGUUCUCGACUUUAGUACUUGGUGUUAGCAAUGAAUUAUCAAGUUAAUGCACCUGC